CAGCAAGCGAAAGCCCUUGGAGACUCAUUGAAAGAUACAAGGGUCGAUUCUAUAUUCUGUUCUGAUCUCUUGAGAGCUCUAUGGACAGCUCAACAAAUUCAAAAACAUCAACCUGAGAAACCUUCUUUGACCAUUACGGAAUUAUUGCGUGAACAACAUUGGGGUGAAGCCGAACACAAACCAUGGGGAGAAGGAGGUUAUACUCGUGAACCCGGUCGACAUUUCAAAUUCCCAGGAGGAGAAUCCCUUACGGAUGUAAGACAUAGAGCUAAGCAAGCGAUCGCGGAUUUUAUAGAACCCAUCUUACAGACCAACCAUGGUCGACCGGCUAGUUCGAAACAUAUAGUAGUGGUAGCACAUGGGAUAUUCAACUCUGAAUUUAUCGGAGCUCUACUUUCCAGACGAAAAGGACAAGGAUCAUUUGAUUGGGGUUAUCGAGGUAUGACCAACACAGGUUGGACAAAACUUGAAGUCGGGUAUGCCGACGAAUCCCCCGAUUCACUUCCACAGCACAUGGAAACUCAUCCUAGAACCCCAAUCUCUCCUUCAUCCGAACCUUCCGAACCUCCUCCGGCGCAUGACAGGGGGGAAUUACCACCCCUCUCAGUGAAGAUAGUAUGUACGGAUAUCACUACUCAUCUUGAUAACGUUCAACGACCACCGGGAGGGUUAGGUAGACAAGGGUAUGAUGAGAAACAGGCAGAUAUCAGAAAAUUCUUCUCUGGAGGUGAUUGA
Messenger RNA from Tremella mesenterica DSM 1558, 735 nucleotides. RefSeq lists its product as uncharacterized. Gene Ontology annotation, cellular component: cytosol. Gene Ontology annotation, biological process: fructose 1,6-bisphosphate metabolic process; negative regulation of programmed cell death; fructose 2,6-bisphosphate metabolic process. The transcript is spliced from 6 exons. Lineage: Eukaryota; Fungi; Basidiomycota; Tremellomycetes; Tremellales; Tremellaceae. Gene Ontology annotation, molecular function: fructose-2,6-bisphosphate 2-phosphatase activity. The record is from RefSeq and is a predicted model, not a curated record. The annotation marks the transcript as partial.